Messenger RNA from Pygocentrus nattereri (red-bellied piranha), 1759 nucleotides. RefSeq names its product electron transfer flavoprotein subunit beta (gene etfb). The record is from RefSeq and is a predicted model, not a curated record. The transcript has 7 exons. Gene Ontology annotation, cellular component: cytosol. Gene Ontology annotation, molecular function: electron transfer activity. NCBI's taxonomy places the organism in Eukaryota, Metazoa, Chordata, Actinopteri, Characiformes, Serrasalmidae. Bases 100 to 864 code for a protein of 254 amino acids.
GCUGCAGCAGCUGGCGUGCUCCGCUUGUCCCGCCUACCCAGUAUCACAUCGAUAAGGGUCCGUCUGUUGGCCGUUAGCCGUUAGCCGCUAGCCGCAGCGAUGGCAGCCCGGGUGCUGGUCGGGGUGAAGCGGGUCAUCGACUACGCCGUGAAGAUCCGAGUGAAGCCUGAUAACACCGGAGUGGUCACGGAUGGCGUGAAACACUCGAUGAACCCCUUCUGUGAGAUCGCGGUGGAGGAGGCAGUCCGGCUCAAAGAGAAAAAGCUGGUUAAGGAGGUUGUGGCGGUCAGCUGUGGGCCCCAGCAAGUGCAGGAGACCAUUCGUACAGCGCUGGCUAUGGGAGCUGACCGCGGUAUUCACGUGGAAGUUUCUGGAAAAGACUACGACUCUCUCGGACCUUUGCAGGUGUCCAAGAUCCUGGCGGCUCUGGCCAAAAAGGAGGAGGCAUCCCUCAUCAUCCUCGGGAAACAGGCUAUUGACGAUGACUGUAAUCAGACUGGUCAGAUGACAGCAGCCCUCUUGGACUGGCCCCAGGGGACCUUUGCCUCAGAGGUGGCAGUCGAGGGAGACAAACUGAAGGUGAUCCGAGAGGUCGAUGGGGGACUGGAGACCAUAAAGAUUAACCUGCCUGCGGUGGUGACUGCUGACCUUCGCCUCAAUACCCCAAGAUACGCCACACUGCCCAACAUCAUGAAAGCCAAAAAGAAGAAAAUCACGAACGUAAAGCCUGGAGAUCUGGGCGUGGACCUGACCUCUCGGCUGGAGGUCCUGCGGGUGGACGAGCCUCCGCAGAGACAGGCCGGAGUGAAGGUGGAGACGGUGGAGGAUCUGGUCGGCAAACUGAAGGAGGCGGGGAGAAUUUAGCGGCAGCUAGAGCAAAAGGAGCAGCGUGCACACAUCCACUGGCGAUCUGUUUAUGGACAUGGUGCCAACAUCCAGCUCCACUCUUGCUGUGAUCCCCUGUCUGCCCAGCUGCUCCUUCAGGCAUUCUGACCCAGUCUACGUUGGUACAGCAGUGCUGAGAGACACCGGCCCAAAUGAAUCUGUCUGCUCAGAGUAAUGGAGCUCAUCUAUGAUCAGCUGAUGGCUUCCAUCCUAUUGAGUACUACUGUACAAGCUAGUUCUACAUACUGAUUAAUUACAUAUUUAAAUAAGGUAGGAUUAGCUUUGACUGUUAGUGGUUCUUAUUGCUGCCAACACGCGUCUCUGAUAGGAGCACGGAGGUAGUUAAUGUUUUGAUGAUACCACACUUGAUCUUACUAUUGCUCUGAGCUGUUCUAAUCAAUAUGUAUUGUUGAUCCAUGAAGCACGUUGCCCAUCCUGGUGAGAGGGACCUGUCUGUCAUUAAUUCCGACUGACCUGAGCUCAUAUACAUGCGCCUAAUGAUAUGAGGCGUCUUUGAUAUGUAGGGAAGACUGAUAUAAACCUUUAACUGCCGCUCUGUCGUGUCAGAAACUCUUGCAGCAUCAGCUGAAGACGCUUUUCCCCCACAGGCAGACUUUACUGAGGGCCCUUGUCAUUUGUUGUGAAAUGACCGUCAUAUUCCACCUAUUCCAGACACGGUCAACGUGUGCAGUCAUUUUAAAGUUGUAUAGUUCUUAUAAAUAUCAGUGUUUAAUGUAAUCCUGUUCUGGACGGGUCGGUGUCUCUCAGCAUGAACUGGAAAGGUAGAAAUGAACAUUUUCUAUGCCACAAGCGCCUCCAAUGAGUUGAUUGUACAGUAUCCUACUGUAAAAAUAAAGAUAGUCUGUCCUUUUCA